AUGACUCAUUUUGCAAAGCCUGGAUAUUCAUUAGCCAAUUACGACCCUUUCCCAUUUACCAAUGCAAAUUUAACAGACUUGUCUCAGGGAAGCAAUCUCAUCCAACCAAUUGAUCAUGACAUGGCAAAAGAAAACAUCAACAUCAAAAAACCUCAAAGCCCAGCUGAACGUCGUGCAGAACACAAUGCUAUUGAAAGAGCACGCCGUGAGAAUUUAAAUGCUAAGUUUCAAUCACUUGCUCAAGCAUUGCCUAAUCUUAUGAACUACCGAAGACCUUCUAAAAGUCAGAUUGUUGAAAAAGCUCUUGAUUGGGUCAAACAAAGUAUCUCAAGAGAAGACAAAUAUCGCUAUCAAAUCCUCCAUCUCCAAAGAGAAAACAAAAAACUGCUGGUUCAGUUACUUCAACAACAACAAGAAAACGCUCAAGUUUCAGUGCCUGCUGUGUAUUCUGAACCAGGUACAAAUUAUGAUUGGCACACUCCUCAUCUUUUGACUGUGACUCCCAAAACAACUCCAUAUACAAGUGUUGAAGAUUUGUCAAAGCAAGAUUAUUUAAGCUCUAGAAGUGAUGAUGAAGAUAAUACCAGUAGUAGUAAUGAAGACGAUAUUGAAUAUCAACUUUCUCCUUCCUAUUUUGAUGACAAACAACAUGGAAACCAAUGUCUUUUACAACAUAAUGAUUUUAUGCCCAAUAAUCUUUACUACAAUAUCAAUCUUCAUUAG
Messenger RNA from Gilbertella persicaria, 723 nucleotides. RefSeq lists its product as uncharacterized. Gene Ontology annotation, biological process: positive regulation of transcription by RNA polymerase II. The record is from RefSeq and is a predicted model, not a curated record. The coding region runs from base 1 to 723 and encodes 240 amino acids. Gene Ontology annotation, molecular function: DNA-binding transcription factor activity; protein dimerization activity. Lineage: Eukaryota; Fungi; Mucoromycota; Mucoromycetes; Mucorales; Choanephoraceae. Gene Ontology annotation, cellular component: RNA polymerase II transcription regulator complex. The transcript has 4 exons.